AUGUCUAAGAAUCCGGCGUUGCACAACAACAUGGGCGUGGACUAUGUCAUAGUCUUCAAGUAUGCCACGACUGACAAAGCCCAAGCCGAACAGCGUCUCGAAGAGAUGCUCGAACGCCUGUCCGGUGCAGGCCUCGCAACCGAAGUCCGCAAAGGCGACGACCACUCCCUCCUCGUUUUCAUCAAAGUCGGCAGCAAAGAGCACAUGCAAGCGGAAAUCUACCGCAACCGCGUCAAAGACUGGAUCCACGGCGUGCGGUCGGUCGAGCCGGCCAUGGACACCGAGAAGUCGCUCGAGCAGGACCCUCUGACCGAGGCGGAGCGUCUGCGGACGAUUCACGGCCUCAUCACCCAUGUCAGGUCCGAGGGCGGUGCGGGUAUCACGCCGCAGAAGGGGAAGUGGCAGAAUGUGGAGAGUGUGUUUGCGCUGCACGACCAUGCCUAUAACAAAGAGUGGAUCAAGAAGUGGAGCACACAGUAUCUGCUGAAGCCGGAGGACCUGGACGAGAUACGGGAUCGGAUGGGAGAGAAGAUUGCUUUCUACUUUGCGUUCACACAAGCGUACUUCACCUUCCUGGCUGUGCCUGCUGGAUUUGGCCUCUUCUCCUGGCUGUUCUUGGGCUACUUCAGCCCGUGGUACGGCAUUGUCGCGUCUCUGUGGUCUGUGGUGUUUGUCGAAUGGUGGACGCAUCAAGAACAAGAUCUGGCAGUUCGCUGGGGUGUCAAGAAUGUGAGCGGCAUCGACGAGAAGAGGAAGGAGUUCACGCCAAAGCACCUCGUCGACGACCCCAUCACCGGCGAACAGAUGCGCAUCUUCCCAGCCCGAGACCGCCUGCAACGCCAACUCCUUCAGAUCCCCUUCGUGAUCGCCGCCGUUCUCAUCCUCGGCACGCUCAUCUCCACCUGCUUCGCCAUCGAAGUCUUCAUCUCCGAAGUCUACUCCGGUCCCCUGAAAUCCGUCCUCACCUUCCUGCCCACCCUCAUCCUCACCACCGGCCUACCCUUCCUCAGCGGCAUCCUCACCAAAGCGGCCAACAGCCUGACCGACUUUGAAAACUACGAAACCGAAGCGCAGUACGAGCGCAGCCUGACGUCCAAGACCUUCGUCCUCAACUUCAUCACCUCUUACCUGUCCCUCUGCCUGACGUCCUUCGUCUACGUGCCCUUCGGCAGCGUCAUCGUCCCCUACCUCGACGUCUUCAGCGUGACCGUCAAACCCUUCGCCGACAACGCCCAACAGCUCGAAACCCCCGACAACGCCUCCCAGUUCGACAUCAACCCCGCCCGCCUGCGCAAACAAGUCAUCUACUUCACCGUGACGGCGCAAAUCGUCAACUUCGCCAUGGAAGUCAUCGUCCCCUACCUCAAGCGCCAAGGCCUGAUCAAGUUCAAGCAAAUGCAAACCAAACGCACCGAGAAGAAAACCGGCAUCCCGCUCCCCUCCGCCGCCGCCUUCGACCCGGAAGGCGAAUCCGACUUCCUUGCCCGCGUCCGUAACGAGGCCGAGAUGGAGGUCUACGACGUCUACGGCGACCUCAAGGAAAUGGUCGUGCAGUUCGGCUAUCUGACCAUGUUCUCCGUCGUCUGGCCUCUGGCCCCGGUGAGUUUCUUAAUCAACAACUGGAUCGAGCUCCGCAGCGACGCGGUCAAAAUCUGCGUCGAAUGCCGCCGUCCCACGCCUUGGAGAGCAGACACCAUCGGCCCCUGGCUCGACGCCCUGGGUUUCAUGAGCUGGAUGGGCUCGCUCACCAUGGCCGCGUUGGUGUACAUGUUCUCCAACGACGGCCUCGGGCCCGACGGCAAACCCUCCGACAUCACCGGCUGGGCUCUGCUCUUGUCCAUCUUCGUCUCCGAGCACCUCUACCUCGCCACCCGCUGGCUGGUCCGCACCUCCAUCUCCAAAAUCGACACCCCCGGCCGCCAGAAGGAGCGACGGAUGAACUUCGUCACGCGCCAGAAACUAAUGAAAGAGAGUCUGGAGCAGACGCGCAUGGUGCCGCCUCCCGGCGAGAAGGCGGAUGAGAUUACGCGCCGGAGUUUGGAGGAGGACGCGCGGCAGGGGAGUCUGCAUGACGCCAGCCCACGAGAGAAGUUCUGGGACAGGCAACGCGGGUGGAAGGAGGCGGCGAAGAUGGGGCGGUUGUUUAUUGAGCGGGAUGAGGGGGAUGUGUCGGAUGAGAAGGUUAAGAAGGAGCUUUAG
Messenger RNA from Saxophila tyrrhenica, 2199 nucleotides. RefSeq lists its product as uncharacterized. Gene Ontology annotation, biological process: chloride transmembrane transport. The transcript is spliced from 2 exons. The record is from RefSeq and is a predicted model, not a curated record. Gene Ontology annotation, molecular function: chloride channel activity. Lineage: Eukaryota; Fungi; Ascomycota; Dothideomycetes; Mycosphaerellales; Extremaceae. Bases 1 to 2199 code for a protein of 732 amino acids. Gene Ontology annotation, cellular component: cortical endoplasmic reticulum.